GCCAACCAAGAACAUCUCAACUUCUUCCCCUUCAAACACAACAACACCACCCUAUAAUUUCAGGGGGUUAAUUAUCCAAUCAACUUCCUUCGCUCUUAACAUGCCGCCAGAAUUGGAGGCCGAAGAUGACGCGUCGAGGCCUCUCCUCGCCGACCAGCGCGAGCCCCAACCCGCUCACGAUCCUGAGCGCGAUGGCGCCCCACCACCCGCGGCGGCGUCGUCAGUGCCCGCGAGCGAGAGAGGCACCUUCACCAGGAAUCUCGGCGCCCUCGAGGCCUUCGCCAUCGUCAUCAGCAUAGUCAUCGGGAGCGGCAUAUUCACGUCCCCCGGCUCCAUAGACACGAAUGUGCCCUCUCCCGGUGCCGCCUUGACUGUCUGGUUGGUCGGAGGCGUUCUCGCUUGGACCGGCGCCUCCACCAUCACAGAGCUCGGCACGGCGAUCCCGGGCGAGGGUGGCGUACAGCCCUACCUGCAGUACAUCUUCGGGGAUGUCUUCGGCUUCCUGGCGGCCUGGACGUGGAUCGUAGCCGUGAUGCCCGCCACGCUCGCCAUUCUCAGCAUCGUGUUCGUCGAGAGCAUCUACUCUGCUAUUGGCGUGACGGACCAGGCAGCCAGGAUUGAGCACAAGCUGUUUUCCAUUCUCAUCCUGGUCGUCAUCAGCGUCGCCAACUCCAUCAGCACCAAGGCGAGCACACGCCUGAACAACUUCUUCGUGGUUACGAAGUUCGUCACCAUUGCUGCUGUCGUGUUGGCGGGGAUCGUGGUCGUAAUCCUUCAAACUUCCGAUCCGGAAAAGGAUGUCGGCGGGAGAGAUUGGUUUGACAGGCCCUGGUUUGGCAACAGAGAGGUUACAAACCCUGACGGGAGCAAGACAGACUGGGACCAGCUGGGCGGCUGGGAAAUACUCGGCCACUACGCCACAGCGUUAUACGGAGCCUUGUGGGCGUAUUCGGGGUGGGAUAAGGCCGUCUAUAUAUCCGCCGAGCUCCAGUCGCCGGCGCGCCAGCUACCGCUUGCUAUCAACUCAGCUGUCCCAACCAUCAUACUCUGCUUCAUCGCCGCCAAUACCGCUUACUAUAUCUUGCUCCCGUGGGAUGUUGUCUCGACGACGGAUAGCGUAGCUGUGACUGCCAUAACUCGUCUUCUGGGCCGCGGUUUCGGCAUCGUCGCGGCUGUUUUGAUCUGCUUGGUCGUUGCGGGCUCUCUUCUCGGGAAUUCCUUCGUCGCCGGUCGUAUGGCUGUUGCGGCGGCGAACCGAAAUUGGUUCCCCCGUAUUUUCUCAUACGUCGGUCACAUCGGCCUGAAGCCCAGGCGGGGUGAUGAGAUAGAGCUUCCGACGGAGAUACCGAGUCCGUCGUCCGCGGCCCAAUCGGACGCGCCCAUCAACGCCAUCCUCCUCUCCGCCAUCCUCUCAGCCCUAUACAUCUUCUUCGGAAACUUCCGCGCUCUCCUGACUUUCAACGGUCUGGGCGAGUAUUCCUUCUUCUUCCUCACCGUUCUGGGCGCGAUAGUCCUCAGGUUCCGCGAGCCCGAGCUGCGGCGGCCAUACAAGCCUUUCCUUCUGGUCCCUGUGGUGUUUGCCGCAGUUAGCGGAUUCGUGGUCAUCAGGGGUGCAUUCUUCGCGCCCGUCCUUGCGUUAGUCCUUAUUGUCCUCUGGGUGAUUGGAUUGGGAUUCUACUGGGCUAUCAAACGAUUGGCUCGGCAACACGGGGAAUAAAAUAGGAGAGAUUGAUACUCUACACUGUUAGCCUCACCGGAUAUUGAGACACGUAGGUAUAUCCCACAUGGCCAUGAAAGUCAGGAGGCGAUGGGCGCGAAUAUGUAUUUAUAUUAUUCACAACCUUUUCUUCAUAUUUUUCGCCAACAGCCAAGGGACAGGACGUUUGAAGUGGAUGAUGCCCUUGCCUCCGAUCGCACGAGACGCACAAACUACCCAUGGUGUAAUCAGGACUCAGCCCUUCCCUUUCCUCUUUGAUAUCCUACCACCCAACUAAUCAACGGUCACGGACGAGGCCAUGUAAGCCCAUGUUUCAAAGCGGGGAAAUGUUGACAUACACAUUUUUCCUUGUGUCGGCGACCAUUUCAGCGGGAGCUGAAAAUGGCAGUGAGGGUGUAUUAUAUUAGAGUAUCGACGGCAGGCUGUCAGUUUUCGGGAUAUCAUUGGUCUCUUACAUAAAGCCACGUAUUCUAGCGCGGCGGAAAUAAAAUGAGAGGAGUUUGUCACUGGCCGAAGCAAGGAUGCUCUCAUGCAGGCUGGAUCCUGAGGGCUUCAAGGGGGAAGCCCGAUUCAGUGAUCGUAGCCAGACUACAUUAGGUAUACUGAGGCGAAGGG
Molecule: messenger RNA, 2332 nt
Organism: Durotheca rogersii
Lineage: Eukaryota; Fungi; Ascomycota; Sordariomycetes; Xylariales; Xylariaceae
Product: amino acid transporter
Exons: 4
Coding region: 101-1717 (538 amino acids)
Biological process (GO): amino acid transmembrane transport
Cellular component (GO): membrane
Molecular function (GO): L-amino acid transmembrane transporter activity
Source: RefSeq, a predicted model, not a curated record